Molecule: messenger RNA, 1763 nt
Organism: Drosophila guanche
Lineage: Eukaryota; Metazoa; Arthropoda; Insecta; Diptera; Drosophilidae
Exons: 1
Coding region: 116-1546 (476 amino acids)
Biological process (GO): regulation of stem cell population maintenance; nuclear-transcribed mRNA poly(A) tail shortening; regulation of DNA-templated transcription
Cellular component (GO): CCR4-NOT core complex; P-body
Source: RefSeq, a predicted model, not a curated record
CUGCUGUGAAUUAUAGUUUUUUAUCUGGGAAAACAUACGUUUUCUGUUCGCUGCUCGUCAUCGAAAUUUUCUCAGUCAUUUGGCAAUCCGCAAAACGUUUUCUCUAUCGCCCACCAUGAACAACCGUCACAAUGCCCGGGCCAUUCGUGCCGCAGCCGCCGCCGCCGGUGUGCCAUCAAAUGAGGAACUGAAAACGAAGUCGCUGCCGAAGCUGGUGCACUCCGAAGCGAGUGUGAAGGGUUCCGUUCUCUAUGUGGAUGUGGUGAAGAAUAUGCCCCUGGGCAAGCAUGCAACGGCCGAGCAACCGCCGGAAGACUCGCCACCAGAGUUCAGCUUUUUCCGCGAGGACUUUCCGGCACUGCCGGGCGGGCGGCGCGCAUCGGCCUCCUCUGUGCCCGACGACUGGACGAGCAUGAUCAGCGACGACGAGGAGCUCGUAGUAAACAUUCCGCAGACCCCGAACAUAGCCUCGUCCCCCACUGAGAAGACCUCUGAGGACGAUUUGGUGGCAGAUGAACCCAAAUCCGUGUACAGUCUGAUUUCUUCAGCAGAGGAAGCGUCUUUGGCCAGCGAGCCAGAGGCUGAACCCAAUAAUUGCGAGCUCAAGGAGGAGUCGCCCAAGGCAGCUCUAGAGGAGCGUGACUCCAGCAGCCCCCUCAGCUCCUCCUUCGAACUCAAUGGAUAUUCCUCCGACUACUUCCCCGUAAGCGCCAGCCGUGUGCCCGAACCCGUAGCGUCGGAGCUGCUCUGUGAAGUCAGCGUCAUAUUUUCCAAACAGUUCAUGCAGGAGGGAGUGCGACAACGCGCCAUGAAAGGUUCCCAUCGUCAGCUGGCUCCAGCUGCCCCAGGCGGUGGCGAGGGGACCAAGAUACGCGUCUCCCUCAAGACACACACCACGGGCUUUCCCGUGGGCGGUGUGAACUUUGAACGCGAGCUGCCAGCCAGAAACUCUGCGCCCCAUGGAGCCGGUAUGGCCGGAGUCUACGGCCUGUUGGGACUGGCUGGAAGGCUGGGCGUAGCCCAAGACGAUCCCGAUAUUAUACCCAUGAUCUAUGGCGAAGACGAUCUAAUGAGCAUGGGGAAUCACUUCCCUGACGCCAGCGCCCGCAACCUGUACUCAGCCUUUGCUGGGCCAUUCCAGGGCUUUUACUGUGGCCUCAAUGACGGCAGCUUCAAUGUGCCACCGACACGUCAAAUGGCCAGCCGACUCGGCCUGGAUCAGCCCAAAAUGUCGCAGAUGCAGGAGGAGCUGCUGUUCUUCUACUUCUACAACUGCCCCGGCGACAUGCUGCAGAUGCUGUCGGCCGCCGAGCUGGCCGAUCGCAAUUGGCGCUACCACAUGUCCGAGUGCCUGUGGCUACGUCGGCAGGCGGAUAAUCCCAACUACGUUUACCUCGGCUUCCAGGAGUCCGGCGAGUACAAUUUCUUCAACAAGUUGCAAUGGGUGAUUCAGCGUCGCUACUUUUACCUGGAUCCCGACCAAAUAGAGCGCACGCUCUCCAAGGAGGAAUUGUUCGAGAAAUACGGCUACCAUCCACAGAUGUAGGCCCACCCACAGAUGACACUUCCGCGCUGGGCAACACACACUCAAACUACACUCCGCAGGCAGCACCACACACCUACACAAAUCUUUGCUGGAACUUAGAUACUUGUCAACUUAUCUGCGAUAUUUACACACAAAACACACACAAUUAUUUGGCACCCUUUACCUGUACUUGCAAAAGGGUAAUAUGUUAGAAAUAAAUAUAAACGUAACACCUAGA